UUUCUUUGAUCAUGCAAUGGUUUUUUCUUAUUUUUGCCUUUAUUGCAAUUGUUAAAGGAACAACUUUAACAAUUCAACUUCCUCCUAAUAAAAAACAAUGUUUUUAUACUUUCGUUGAUGAAGUUGGUAAAAAGGUUAUUUUUUAUUUCGCGGUUCGAUCAGGCGGUUCUUUUGAUAUUGAUUAUCAAAUCUUUGAUACAAAUAAGAAUAUUAUUUUUAAUGGUGUUAAAGAAAAACAAGGAGAUAUUGAAUUUAACGCAAAAUAUAAAGGCGAAUAUAUGUUUUGUUUUUCUAAUGAAAUGUCGACUUUAACAGAUAAAAUCUUGGAUUUUCAAAUUUCAGUUGAAAAUGAAGAACGAGCAGUUUUGCCCCAGGGUGGAAAUAAUGUUAAUGAACAAACAGAAACAUUAGAUGAAUAUUUGUUAAGAAUUUCAAAAGUUUUUUCUAUAAUUCGACAUUCACAAAAGUAUCUUAAUUUGCGUGAAAAUCGUAAUUUAAGUACAGUUCAGUCGACAGAAGCACGUAUUUUUUGGUUCUCCAUUACCGAAUCCAUUCUUAUUCUUAUUGUAUCUGUUUUACAAGUAUUAAUUCUCAAAACUUUUUUUACAAGUAAAACCAUAUUAAAAAUAUAA
Pneumocystis murina B123 is the source of this 632-nucleotide messenger RNA. RefSeq lists its product as hypothetical. Gene Ontology annotation, cellular component: Golgi apparatus; COPII-coated ER to Golgi transport vesicle; endoplasmic reticulum-Golgi intermediate compartment. The record is from RefSeq and is a predicted model, not a curated record. Bases 12 to 632 code for a protein of 206 amino acids. Gene Ontology annotation, biological process: endoplasmic reticulum to Golgi vesicle-mediated transport; protein retention in ER lumen; intracellular protein transport. The transcript has 2 exons. NCBI's taxonomy places the organism in Eukaryota, Fungi, Ascomycota, Pneumocystomycetes, Pneumocystales, Pneumocystaceae.